Molecule: messenger RNA, 1314 nt
Organism: Biomphalaria glabrata
Lineage: Eukaryota; Metazoa; Mollusca; Gastropoda; Planorbidae
Exons: 1
Coding region: 1-1314 (437 amino acids)
Source: RefSeq, a predicted model, not a curated record
AUGGGUAAUACUGAUAUGGGUAAUACUGAUAUGGGUAAUACUGAUAUGGGUAAUAUUGAUAUGGGUAAUAUUGAUAUGGGUAAUACUGAUAUGGGUAAUACUGAUUUGGGUAAUGCUGAUAUGGGUAAUACUGAUUUGGGUAAUGCUGAUAUGUGUAAUACUAAUAUGGGUAAUGCUGAUAUGGGUAAUACUGAUAUGUGUAAUACUGAUAUGUGUUAUACUGAUAUGGGUAAUACUGAUAUGGGUAAUACUGAUAUGGGUAAUACUGAUAUGGGUAAUACUGAUAUGUGCAAUACUGUUAUGUGCAAUACUGUUAUGGGUAAUACUGAUAUGGGUAAUACUGAUAUGGGUAAUACUGAUAUGGGUAUUGCUGAUAUGUGUAAUACUGAUAUGGGUAAUGCUGAUAUGGGUAAUACUGAUAUGUGUAAUACUGAUAUGUGUAAUACUGAUAUGGAUAGUACUGAUAUGGGUAAUACUGAUAUGGGUAAUACUGAUAUUGGUAAUAUUGAUAUGGGUAAUACUGAUAUGGGUGAUACUGAUAUGGGUAAUACUGAUAUGUGUUAUACUGAUAUGGGUAAUGCUGAUAUGGGUAAUACUGAUAUGUGUAAUACUGAUAUGUGUAAUACUGAUAUGGAUAGUACUGAUAUGGGUAAUACUGAUAUGGGUAAUACUGAUAUUGGUAAUAUUGAUAUGGGUAAUACUGAUAUGGGUGAUACUGAUAUGGGUAAUACUGAUAUGUGUUAUACUGAUAUGGGUAAUACUGAUAUGGGUAAUACUGAUAUGUGUUAUACUGAUAUGGGUAAUACUGAUAUGUGUAAUACUGAUAUGGGUAAUACUGAUAUGUGUAAUACUGAUAUGUACAAUACUGUUAUGUGCAAUACUGUAAUGAGUAAUACUGAUAUGGGUAAUACUGAUAUGGGUAAUAUUGAUAUGUGUAAUACUGAUAUGGGUAAUACUGAUAUGGGUAAUACUGAUAUGGGUAAUGCUGAUAUGGGUAAUGCUGAUAUGGGUAAUACUGAUAUGGGUAAUGCUGAUAUGGGUAAUGCUGAUAUGGGUAAUACUGAUAUGGGUAAUGCUGAUAUGGGUAAUACUGAUAUGGGUAAUACUGAUAUGGGUAAUGCUGAUAUGGGUAAUACUGAUAUGGGUAAUGCUGAUAUGGGUAAUACUGAUAUUGAUAUAGGUAAUACUGGUAUGUGUAAUACUGAUAUGGGUAAUGCUGAUAUGUGUAAUACUGAUAUGUGUAAUGCUGAUAUGGGUAAUACUGAUUUGGAAUUACAUUCUCUGUUUAUAGUACUAUCGCUUAGUCGUGUUUAG